This is a messenger RNA of Aethina tumida (small hive beetle), 1371 nucleotides long. Its product is annotated as lanC-like protein 3 homolog. Lineage: Eukaryota; Metazoa; Arthropoda; Insecta; Coleoptera; Nitidulidae. The record is from RefSeq and is a predicted model, not a curated record. Gene Ontology annotation, cellular component: plasma membrane. The transcript has 3 exons. The coding region runs from base 93 to 1328 and encodes 411 amino acids. Gene Ontology annotation, biological process: carbohydrate metabolic process; peptide modification.
GACAAAAUAAAUUUCCAACGAAAACUAUUAAUAUCAUCAAAAACAGCAAUUACACAAAUUUAUACAAUCUUUAUACACUGGAAACAAGCAUUAUGCCCAUCUACAGGUAUUUUACAAACCCCUUUCUAAAUUCUGAUUUUUCCGAGUCAGAGCCCGAAGUGCCAAAAGAUGAAAUAUGCCAGACGGUUAAAGAAAUAUUAUCCAAAAUCACGACCAAGGUCGAAGCCACACAGGAGAACGCUUCCGAUGGAAUCUAUUUGGGUACUGCCGGUAUAGCCUACAUGUUUUACCAAAUAAGUAAGAACCCCGUCUUCGAAAAUCAAAAAACACACUUAUUGAACGAGGCAAUUCGCUACAUGAAGCCUGCAUUGAACAUUGCUAAGUACAGCACCAAAUACCCCGCAGACAUUCCAUCAUUUAUUUUGGGUAACGGUGGAAUAUACGCAGUGGCGGCCGCCAUUUACAGCACACUGGGCGACAUGGAGCAGGGUCACUUGUACUCGCAGCAGUACCAAGAGGCUGCAAAGAUUUGCAAUGCACCCUCGUUUUUAAACAAUGGUUCUGAUGAGCUGUUCGUUGGAAGAGCUGGGUACAUUAUGGGGGCGUUGUGGAUAGCAAAGGAAACUAAAAUAGCAAUGAAUAAAGAUGAAAUCUGGGAUAUAUGCUCAGUAAUUGUUUCAUCAGGAAGAGAAUAUUCUAAGGCGAACAAGAGUGCUUCGCCUCUUAUGUACUCGUACUACCAAAUUGAGUACUUGGGUGCUGCCCACGGAUUGUCAUCUAUAUUACUAGCCCUUAUGCUAGUACCAGGAUACUUGGACGAACACCUUGAUGUGAAGAAAGACGUACAGUUAUCUGUGGAUUUCUUAUUAAACAUUCAAGACAAUGAAGGUAACUUUCCCGAUGCAACUGAUGAGAUUGGACUUGUGGCACAAUUAGUGCACUGGUGCCAUGGUGCUGGCGGGAUUAUUUAUAUGAUGGCCCGAGCAUACAUUGUCUUCCAGUCACCCAAAUACCUUAAAUCCUGUGAAAAAAUGGCCGAUCUGAUAUGGAACAAAGGAUUAUUGAAAAAAGGACCGGGCAUCUGCCACGGUGUUGCCGGCAGUGGUUACGUAUUUUUGCUUAUGUAUAGGUUAACUAAGAAGCCGUUGUAUUUACAUAGAGCAGUUUCCUUUUUUAAGUUUAUGGGAACACAAGAAUUUAAAGACGACGCGAGAAUUCCCGAUUCUCCAUACAGUUUGUUCGAAGGAAUUGCUGGUACCGCUUGCUUUUUGGCUGAUUUAACUUAUCCGGAUUCUGCUGUUUUCCCCUUUUUUGAUGUUUUUGAUUGAGAUAUUUUUCGUGUUGGAAACCAUUAAAUUUACUGUUUCCUAA